AAAAGAUUCAGCAUUGUUGACUAGUGAUCUGUAUGAUCGUCGUCUUCUCACAUUAUACUGUUUUCUGAAGAAAAGGAAAUUUAUGAAUUUUCUCUGGUUACUAAGCAAGUAUAGCGCAUGUGUCUGUGAUUCCCCGGUAUCCAUUUAAUGCACCAUCCGAUAAGAAGGUAGCAGAAAUUACUUCCUGUUUAUAUGUGCUGAAUCUGAUUGCAUUACGUGAUCGACUUCGGAGUUAUUUGGAAGCUGUAUAAUGCGGGAUACAUUCUGCAAUUUCGAGUUCUAGUACCUACAACAAUAUACAGACAAAACUAAGUGAUAGUGCUAUACUUCCAUAAUUUUACAUAGAGAGUGAUUAGAUCAUGGAGGAAGACUUUCAGGAUCUCAAAAUAGAGGACAACUAUGAUGUCAAUAUACUGCUUUUGGGAGAAACUGGUGUUGGAAAGUCCACAUUCAUAAAUUCCAUUGCAAACUACCUACAUCACCAUAACUUGGAGAAGGCAAUUCAGGAGGAUCUUUUCUAUUUGAUACCCUGUAUGUUCAACAUCACGGAUGAGAAUUAUAGGCCUCAAAAAGUUCUUGUCGGAUCUGAUGAUAAUGAAUAUCAACUUGUUGGGGACUCUGCCACCCAAGAUGUCAGGACAUACGUAUUCCCCAUAGGAAAUGGCAAAACCAGACUGAGACUGAUAGAUUCCCCAGGCAUGGGGGAUCCCAGAGGAGUGGAACAGGACGACCAAAACUGCGAGAACAUCCUCUCCUACAUCGGUCAGCUCCACCACCUGCACGCAAUCUGUCUUCUCUUCAGACCCAACGAUGCCCGUAUCACCAUCACCUUCGAAUACUGCGUGAAACAGAUCCUCUCCAGACUCGACAAAUCAGCAGCCAGAAAUAUCCUUUUCGUUUUCACGAAUGGCAAGGCUACCAACUAUAAACCAGGUGAAACUAUAGCCUGUCUUAAGAAGGUGGUGGAAGAUAUAAAGAAACAACCGCCCUACGUGGAUAUCAAGGUGGACGACAACGUUUUCUGUUUCGAUAACGAAGCCUUCAGAUUCCUGGCAGCAGUUAAGAAGGGCAUUAAGUUUACGGAUAACACGAAGGAGGAGUAUUUCAAGAGUUGGAAGAACUCGUCGACUGAAGCUUGGAAACUCAUCAAGUACAUAGUUGGAGAUGUAGGUCGAGAUCCCUUAGAACCGCACAUGGUGAAAUCGUCAAAGUGUGUCAACGAGGCCAGAAGGGUGAUCAACCAGCUGGCCCAACCUAUGGCCGAUAUUUCUCAGCUGAUUCUCGACAAUUUGCAAAUUCUAGAUCGUAGACAGAAGGAACUGCAGCAGGACAACAUGAGUUUGGACAAUUUGAGGGGGAAACUGUACGUUCCUGUCAUCAAUUUACAAGUCAUCAAACUGACCCAACCAGCCACUGUGUGCUGCGAUCCCAAAUGCGCAGAGUUCGUAAAAAUCGAAGAUCGUAAUACGUGGAACUACAAGCAGAGAUGUCAUGAUCCUUGUCAUCUGCGAAAUGUUCCACGAGAUAUAAUCGGAGCACCUCAGUUAGAACAUUGCGCAGCUAUGGACAUACGAACCCAGACUUGCAUGAGGUGCGGUUGUGCCCAAACCGUUCACAUGCACAUUUACUAUAUGACGAAAAAGUUCGACGAUAAAAAAAUGGACACAAAUGUUCAAAAAGAGAUAACAUCAACGGAGAAGGCAUUGGCGGAGGCCGAAAGAGUGAUUGGGAAAAUAGUACAGAGAAAAACUGAACUGGAAUUUGAAAAAGAAGUCAUCAUCGAUUGUGCCGCUAAAUUCGCCAUAUUUCUACAGAACAAUGCCAUAACACCAUUUAAUGAUGCAUACAGGAAAUAUCUCAACUAUAUGAUUUUCCGAGAAAAAAGUUUAGGAGAGAGUGCCGAUCAACUUAUCAUUCAACACUUUCAAGAUCUUCUGGUCAAAUAUGACCAAAUCAAGAGUACAUUCGAUAAAGUGAAGGAAAUGUCAGGGAAGGCUGGUGGUGAAGUUAAGGAAUUACAAGCCCAAGAUAUACAAACAAUAUUGAAUAAACUUUAUUCCUUGAAACACAAUGGAAAGAAAAUAAAAGAAUUAUAUUCUUCACAAAAAACCUCCCGUAGGAAGGAAUAUGAACAAACUGAAUAUGUACAUUCAUCAACUGUCAAACAACCUGAAAUUAAUGCGAAUAAAACAAAAUCACAAAGUGAUGAAGAUAAAAAUAAAACAAAAAAACAAGGGAAAAAGCAGCCAGAAAAUAACGUCAAGAACUACCAUCAACACGGCAUUCACAAAAAUAAGCCAAAUCAGCAGAAUUUUAACAAACACUUAUUUCAAAAUUUAAAUAAGGAUAAUGUAACAGUUGUAACCCAGUCGCAGGGUACUAAAAAACAGAUCAAAAUCGAGAUAAACGAAAGUAGGUCUGAUACUGAACGAAAGAAAAAUCAGAACAAAAACCAGCAAGGCAAUACCAAAUUAUUCGUCCUUAACAACAAGGGUCCUGGUCAAAACAAGAACUCGCAGGGUCAGGCGAAGCAGCAGGACGGCAAAAAGAAUAAUCAAGGUCCAACACACAUUUUCAGCAACAAACAGUCAAACUCCCAAAAUAAUCCUACUGGUUCUUAUAAAGCGCCUUAUCAAGCCCGUGAAAAUAUUCCUCCGCCGCCUUAUGAUGCUACUCGUCCAACUCAGGAUCCUCGAUCGCCAUCUGGUCCUUACGACUACCGCCCACCCUACGAUGCUCGUCCUCCGUACGACUAUCGACCACCUCAAGACGCUCGUCCACCUUACGACCCUCGUCCACCCUACGAUCCUCGUUCACCACAUGAUGCUCGUCCACCCUACGACCCUCGCUCACCACAUGAUGCUCGUCCACCCUACGAUCCUCACUCACCACAUGACACUCGUCCACCCUACGACUAUCGCCCGCCUUAUGACGCUCGUCCACCUUACGAUCCUAGAUCACCCCCAGACACUCGUCCACCCUACGACUAUCGUCCGCCUUAUGACGCUCGUCCUCCUUACGAUCCCCGAUCCCCCAAUGACGCUCGUCCAGCUUAUGAUGCUCGUCCUCCUUACGAUCCUCGAUCACCCAAUGACGCUCGUCCAGCUUAUGAUGCUCGUCCUCCGUACGAUCCCCGAUCACCCAAUGACGCUCGUCCAGCUUAUGAUGCUCGUCCUCCGUACGAUCCCCGAUCACCCAAUGACGCUCGGCCAGCUUAUGAUGCUCGUCCACCUUGGGACGUUCGUCCUUCCUACGAUGCUCGUCCACCGAACGACACGUUCUGGCGUUCAGGCGGACGUUCCGACACGCAAAAGAAACCUUCUUCCGAUAAAAAUAACAGCGACGGAGGCAAACAAAGGCGACGAAGACGCAGAAACAAUGACAGCGGUAACGAGAGUUUCAAAAGUUGCGAUGACUCGGAUUGAGAGAUCUCGCUUUUUGUUUUGUAUAUCCUCGGAAAAAAUUAUUAUUGAUAAUUGAUUUUUCGUGUGUAUAUAUAGCUAGUAUUUUUAUAUGGUUUAUGUGGUUUUAUACAUCUAUGACAAUAUUCCCUUAUAAGUAUCAAUUUUGUUAUAAAAAUAUCUGUUUUCAAGAGUAGAACCUUAAUUAUAAUAAACAUUGAAAAAUGUUAUAUUUUUUCCUUUUUUUUUCUACAACUAUUGGAAAAUAAUAUGUAGAUAUUAAAAAAAAAUGUGACUUAUUGUUGUGAGAUUAAGAAUGGAAUAAAAAUUAUAUUGGUU
Harmonia axyridis is the source of this 3740-nucleotide messenger RNA. RefSeq lists its product as uncharacterized. The coding region runs from base 360 to 3425 and encodes 1021 amino acids. The record is from RefSeq and is a predicted model, not a curated record. The transcript is spliced from 7 exons. NCBI's taxonomy places the organism in Eukaryota, Metazoa, Arthropoda, Insecta, Coleoptera, Coccinellidae.